AUGAAUCAUAACGAUAUAAGGGGGAAACCAUACAAAUUGCCUGCUUCAUUUUUCAGAUGUGUGCAUUUGAGGCAUCUAUCUCUUGAAGACUGUUUAAUAUCUCAUCCACCAUCCUUCAGAGGUUUUGAAAGGAUAAUUAGCCUGAAGCUAUACAAUGUUACAAUCUUGUACACGUUGCUUGGAAGAUUAAUAUCUCAUUGCCCAUUGCUAGAGCAAUUGGUGCUUCAUCUCCCAGAUAAUUACCGUGGUAUCAUUGAAGUUAAUGCCCCCAUAUUGAAGUCCCUUGACUUCAUAGGCAGAGUAUGGUUUAUCAGUUUAAAAAUUGUUCCUCUUCUGGCACAAUUAUCACUUGCUCUUAGGGGAGGCUAUAUCCUGGAAGCAAAACCUCACUAUACUAGGUUUUUUGAGUCUUUUUGUGCGCUGGAACAUCUCUAUUUGGAUAACCAUAGUGUCAAGUUAUUGGUUGCAGGUGUAGGAGAAGUACCAACUAAUCUUCCCUUUCGUGUUGACUGUGUGAAAAAUCUUUACCUCUUUGAUCUUUAUCUGAGUGAAUUGUAUUCUGUCGCCUGUGCUUUGUGUUUGAUGAGAAGCUUCCCAUAUUUAGAAUAUAUGAAAAUCAAGGUGGAUAAUAAUGGUGUACCUAUAGCACUGGAUAAUAUUGAUUUGGAAGGAAGUUUUGGAGAAACAACAUUCAACAACCUCAGUAUAAUUGUGAUUAGGAGCAUUCGAGGGACAAAUCCUUACAUGCAACUGUUGAAGCUUCUUCUAGCAAAGUCUUCGGCUCUUACGAGAAUCAUAAUCAAGGCAUUGACGUAUGAAGAUUAUGAAAUUCUCAAAUCAGUAAUUGAGCAUUCAGAAUUUAGGUGUGCAUCACCUGACACAGAAGUUGUAUUAAACUACUAG
Messenger RNA from Nicotiana tabacum (common tobacco), 903 nucleotides. The record is from RefSeq and is a predicted model, not a curated record. Lineage: Eukaryota; Viridiplantae; Streptophyta; Magnoliopsida; Solanales; Solanaceae.